GACAUUUUGAUAGCUUUCUUUUCAAGAAAUCUUCAAAUAAUAUAUAUCCUAUAAAAAUUCAGCUAUAGUUAUAGGAUAUCAUCAGGGAUAUACAUUAUUCCAAUCUGCGUUUUGCUUAGAGAUUGUAGGUCAUUAAAGUAUGGCGGACGGCAGCAGCAUGAGCCAAGCAAACGAAGUGCCAUCUUCAGCUUCUUCGAUGGAUGUAAGUCCGGUUCAAAAUGGCACGGUUAAUCAGGAAGGACAGCAACAGCAGCCACAGCGACCUAACAUGUGGUCAAUCUUGAAAACACUGGUUGUACGCAUGUUAAUUAUCUACUUCAUUGCUAGCUUUUUUCGCCGGUCUCCAACAACGCCAGUCAGUGACACAGGAAGUUCUGGAACACAGACCCGUCCAGCCUCCAACCUGUUUGAGAAGGGAACAGUUAUGGACAUGUAUGUCUAUGUGUCUGAACAAGAGGAGUUUACAGACUUUAACAAUGAAGAAGCACUCUUUUGGGUUGAGGAAGGUCUGGUUUAUGGAGAUUGGACUAGUGGACCAAAUAGUGAUGGUACCUUCCAAAGAGAUGGUCAGAUAAUACCUUCAGAGAAUGUGCAAAGCAAUGGUUCGUUGUAUGUCCACGUAUUCUUCGUCAAAGAGGGGAAGUCACCAAAUCCCGCAGACAAAGCAGACAAACGAUACUUAAAGAAGUACACAGCACAUCGUUCAAAGCGUUUGAACAAAUUCAAGAAGAGGCGCUACCAUUCCACAGUUAAUCUUCUUACUGGGGAGACAGAUGUUCAUCCAGAUCUUCAAAAGAAGGAGAAUUCAUCAUCAUUUGAAAUUCUGUCCCACUGGCACCCAAACCUUACCAUCAACCUCUUAGAUGACCAUUCACCUUGGGUGCAGGGUGCUGUUCCUCAGCCUUUGGAUGAGUAUAUUGACUUUUACCCAGGUACCAACAAGUACUACCCAGUUAUAUACCUCAAUGACUACUGGAAUCUCAACAGUGAUUAUAUGCCUAUAAAUCACACAGUAAAGGUUUUGAAUCUGACCUUGACCUACAGCCCUAUCUCGCUAUUCAAGUGGCAGAUGUAUGCUGCACAGUCCAUGCGCAACAAGUGGACCAGUAUGCUAGGCACAGACUUCAUGGAGGACCAGGACGAGGACCAAGACUCCCUGAAGACAGCAUUCUUGGAGACAAGCCCAUAUUUGCUAGCACUGACUAUUGUUGUGUCCAUUCUGCACAGUGUCUUUGAGUUUCUGGCCUUCAAGAAUGACAUUCAGUUUUGGCGCAGUCGCAAGUCACUGGAGGGACUGUCGGUCCGCUCUGUCUUCUUCAGUGUUUUCCAGUCCGUGAUUGUACUGCUUUAUGUGAUGGACAAUGAGACCAACACCAUUGUCAAAAUCUCCAUUUUCAUAGGCCUGUGCAUUGAAAUCUGGAAAAUUCACAAAGUCAUUAAUAUUGAGGCUAGUUCAGGAGAAAAGUGGUUUGGAACAGUGCCACGAUAUCACUUUUCCUUCAAGUCAACAUACACAGAGAGCUCAACCAAGCAAUAUGAUAUGCUUGCCUUUAAGUACCUGUCCUGGGCACUGUUCCCACUGUUGGCUGGGUAUGCUGUGUACUCACUGGUCUACCAGGAGCACCGCGGGUGGUAUUCUUGGGUACUCAGCAUGCUGUAUGGCUUUCUUCUCACCUUUGGGUUUAUCAUGAUGACACCCCAGCUGUUCAUUAACUACAAGCUCAAGUCUGUUGCCCACUUGCCCUGGCGCAUGCUCACUUACAAGGCACUGAAUACUUUCAUAGAUGACAUCUUUGCCUUUAUUAUCAAGAUGCCUACUUUGUAUAGGCUGGGUUGUCUGCGAGAUGAUGUGAUUUUCUUUAUCUACCUGUACCAGCGUUGGAUAUAUCGAGUUGACCCCAAGCGGGUCAAUGAAUUUGGCACCAGCCAAGAAAUGCUGGAGAACCCACAAGCUGCAGUUGAAGGCAAAGAAGAUGGAGCCAAUCUGCCAGUUGCAGAGAGCUCAGAGGUUUCCUUGCCAUCUAAAUCUCCAUCUGACAAAAAAGAAGACUAGUUCCUGCCAGGGGCUGCAGAAUCUCACUCUUGUUGGUCUCAGCAGCCUGAAAAAUCUUUAGCAAUUAGCAUGCAGAAUGCAUAACCAGGUGUAAAUGUUGUAUGGUAAUCAGACUGGUAAAUCCUUCCUGUAGUUAGGCUGUCAGAUGAAGCUAAGCCUUUUCUUUGACCGUGGGUAAAAAAUUUGAGAGAUAAAGAAUUGUUCCCCCCUCUCCCUAUUUCUCCUUUUUUCUUUUUGCUGCACCCAAGACUAAUAGAGUUUUGCAAGUAUGAACAGAAAUCGUUACAAACAAGUGUAACCUUUUCUGUGGAGGAAAAAAAUUUGAUGUAACGAGCACUGAGGUGCUGUGAUAUUUUAUAAACUGAUUUGCAUUAGAGCACUUUUUAUGCAUUGUGGAUACAUUGGAACUUUGGAGUCAAGUAAAGGCAUGGUCAUUGCUGAGCCAUCACAAGCAGGUCACUUAGUGAUGUGCAGACUCUGUUGCAGUGUGUUUUUCUGGUCAUAUCAUAGUUUAUAGAAUAUUCCAUAAUUUUCCUUCCCCACCUACACUAACACACACACACACAGCAAGCGAACAAAAAGACUGUUGAUUGGCUUUGAUAAUGAGGGAUUUUUUUAAAGGUUUUUUUUUUAGGAGGAGUUAUUUAUUAUUGGUGAAAUUGUAAGACUGCCUGGAAAAUAUGGAUAUUGGUGAUACGCUAAGGUAUACGCUGCUGCUUUUUCAUGGUAUUAGGAUUAAUGUUGAUGGUGGCAUUGGAAUGUGCCUUUUGGUCUGUUUUAAAGGAAGAGAAACAACCUGUUACAAGAAAGUGGUAUUAUCCUCAGCAUGUCUAGAAUGUGUGUCUUUGGACUAUGAUUUUCUCCAGGUCACUUGCAGCAGCUGUAUCUGCAGGUAGUGGUACAGAAAGUUCCAGUAGCACAGAAUGUCCAUAUCACUGCAACUUACACCCAGUUCAAAGGAUUUCCUGUAAAUCUGCAAGAAUAUCCAGCUAGUUUUUAGAAUGAGUGGACACAAUAGAAGAUUGAGCCUCUUGAGAUAAUGUGAUUUAUUUAUGAAAGAUUUCUUCCCUCUUUGAACUAGCUGGACUUGAUCAGAGAUUAGUCAUUGGAGAAUUCUAUGGAUUAAAAACAGGUGUGCAUACAGGUAUGUUAAGAUGGAUGCUUUUGCAGCAGAUUUGAUGGGUUUUUUUUUAUUGUUGUGCUUAUGAGCACUUCUGAACUGGGUGCUGCAGUGGUUUAUUGAUAUGUUGUGUUCAGGAAGAUGGAGACCAUAACUAAUACAGAUAAUUUGUUACUAUCAUUCUUUGAUCAAAACAACAAAGUCUUAAAAAGUAAAUGAACAAAGUCCAAAUAAUUUUAAUAUUUCUUUUGUAUUUUUAAGAGUUAGGGAUGCUUUCAAGAUUCUAAUCCUUUAGUUUGUCUUGAAUAUUUGCUGGUGUGAAAAAUUAUGAAAUCCCAAUGACAAAACUACCAUCAGUUUGUUGAAUAUGUAAUCCUUUAGAUUUUGGCUUCCAACUUUUGAUAAGGCCAUUCUCAAUCUGCAGGUUUGGAUGUAAUGUUCCUAGUGACUGUUAUGGGGCUAACAGCCAUGCAUGAAACAAGCAGUUUACAUGCUUUAUGAAUGACUUGCACUUGAGUGAUUUUGUAUGCUGCUGCAAGAAAUCCAGAUUGAUGUUAUUUGAGGAAGUACAUUCUUUCCUACUUGAAUUAAAAGAAGUACCCGGGGCUCUCCAGGUGUCUAAAUUACUCAGGAUAGUGACUUCUUGCAUUAUUUUAACCCUUGGAGCAGGUUUCUUGUUGCAUCUUACAGUUUUCUCUGUCAGUGAUGAUAUGGUUUUAAAAAGCAUCUGCUGUGGAGGUGGGCUGGCAACUGCUUUUUUCUCCUCCCAGCCUGGCAAAAGAAAUGUGGCCAUACGCAAAGAUUCUUUAGAUGCCUUUAUUAUUCUCAAGUUAUUUGUAGAUUAUCAUUUCUCUAAUUUUUAUUACUAAGCAUUUUUUUACUGUGGCUUUUCACUAGAUAGAUAUUGGUAUUGCAGAGAGCCAGUUAUAAGAGACAUUGAUAAGGUGAUGCAUUUACUACACAGCAUUAGAACUGGGUAGACUGGCAGAGAACUAGAUGUAUUUGACUUGUAGCACAAAUAAUUUUUUUUCCCUGUCAUUAGUUUUAGUUUAUACCUUGUUACUCCUUGAGGAGCAUAGGGCCGCAACAUCUUGCCAGCAGACCAGGUUUUGGGCAGCCCCCCUCGUUACUCCUUAUAAAAAAGUACUUGGAGAUUCAUUUUUUAAUAGCAGGUGUUGCAAAUCAUGUUGUGAAAAUCUAGAUGACGUUACUCUUGGGGUUUGUCUGCCCUGUUUUCCAGGGCAUUUAGGGCAAGAUUGUAGAGCUGAUUUCUUGUUGACAUUAAUUUUUAUCACAAACUGUGUAAGCAAUUGGUGACUGUUUCCAUGGCAACUCUUAUCAUAGGGAAUAUAUUUAUCAUUAACUGAGAGGAGCCUACAACUUUCCUUCUCAGUUUAUUUUUCUGAACAUUUAUAGAAUAUCAUUAAAUACAAGUCAGGCAAAGCAAAGAGAAUGUGUGUGGCAUGAAAUAGUGCUUGUAUAGCAUUUGCUAUGUAUAUAAACUAAAUUUAUGGAGCACAAGAUUUCACAAUAAAAACGACAUUCAUGGUGUUCCAGCUAUGAUGGUAUUUUUAAACAGACAUCUCUAGACAGUAUAUGCUAGUCUCUAUACACUAGCAUUUUUGGAAGCAUGUGAAAUACACCAUUUUCUCAAUAGCUGGCUUUUCUCAGUUGGAUUUCUGGGUAAAUAGAGCAAUAAAGCUGCCUACCUUCCUCACCCCUGCUAACCACCGCCCCUCCAUUACAUGUAGUGGAAUGUACAAAAUCAUUAGCCACCUGUCGUCAUGCCCCUUGUACUCUCAUAAAAACAGCAAAAUGCUAUGUAUCAGUGUUUAACAUUCUUGAAUCAUCAUGGUUUUCUUUAGAAGCAGCAUCUCUGGUUGAUGUGAAGUCAUUGUAUGUGGUGCAGUUUUUGUGUAGCCAGUCUCCACCCCUCCCUUCCCACGAGAAGGGGGGUAGGGAUGGGUGAUGUGUGAGAAAUGUUUGCACUUUGGGCUAGUUGCUGUGUGUUAUUGCUGUUGUCUUUCCCAUGCUGCUCUUAAGAGUUGAUGUGAACCUGGCCCCUUGACCUUACAGUGCCCACCUAGUUCUAAACUGUUUGUGAUGUGUGCUGCCAAACACUGUUUAAAACAGUGUAACUGUAAUAAACAUACUAAGAAGCAA
Molecule: messenger RNA, 5336 nt
Organism: Pomacea canaliculata
Lineage: Eukaryota; Metazoa; Mollusca; Gastropoda; Architaenioglossa; Ampullariidae
Product: cleft lip and palate transmembrane protein 1 homolog
Exons: 14
Coding region: 140-2053 (637 amino acids)
Cellular component (GO): membrane; endomembrane system
Source: RefSeq, a predicted model, not a curated record